This is a messenger RNA of Nakaseomyces glabratus, 639 nucleotides long. RefSeq names its product derlin (gene DER1). Gene Ontology annotation, molecular function: ubiquitin-specific protease binding; misfolded protein binding. Lineage: Eukaryota; Fungi; Ascomycota; Saccharomycetes; Saccharomycetales; Saccharomycetaceae. Gene Ontology annotation, cellular component: Hrd1p ubiquitin ligase ERAD-L complex; endoplasmic reticulum membrane. The record is from RefSeq and is a predicted model, not a curated record. Gene Ontology annotation, biological process: endoplasmic reticulum unfolded protein response.
AUGGAUGCGGUAUUAUUGAACAUAGUCAAUGAUGUUCCAGUGGUGACGCGGUAUUGGACGAUGGGCUGCAUAGCUGUGUCGGCCCUGGUACGAUUUAACAUGAUAAACUCCAUCAAGAUGCUGUACUCGUAUGAGAUAGUGUUUCAGAAGGGCCAUUACGAGCGGAUACUGUACUCACUGUUUGACUACGGUUUAUUUAAUUGGAUGUCGCUGAUGAAUAUAGUGAUAGCGGCGAACCAUUUGAGUUUCUUGGAGAACUCAUUCAGCCUCAAGAGGCGGUAUGUGUGGAUAUUGUUCCUGACGUUGUGCUCUUUGCUCGGGAUGUCGUAUUUUGGCCAACCGGUGGCCUCAUUGGGUGUGCUGCUGCAGGAGAACCUGUCGUACUACUAUCUGAAGAAGAACAAUGAACAGAUGAACAUAAGGUUAUUUGGAAACAUCGCGGUGUCGCCACUGCUUGUUCCGUUUUACUUGAAUUGCCUUUUGCUGUUUGUGUACCACAUGGACGUAGUCGAAGUAGCGAUGUUUUUCCUGCCAGGACACAUAAUGUUCUACAUGGAUGACAUGCUGAAGAGGAUAUACGGCGUCGAUCUCACGAAGACGCCAUACGAUUGGUGGCUGGGCCUCAAGGAGACGCAGUAG